Messenger RNA from Motacilla alba alba, 8342 nucleotides. Its product is annotated as ATP-sensitive inward rectifier potassium channel 12. The record is from RefSeq and is a predicted model, not a curated record. Bases 2638 to 3927 code for a protein of 429 amino acids. Gene Ontology annotation, cellular component: plasma membrane. Gene Ontology annotation, molecular function: inward rectifier potassium channel activity. NCBI's taxonomy places the organism in Eukaryota, Metazoa, Chordata, Aves, Passeriformes, Motacillidae. The transcript has 2 exons. Gene Ontology annotation, biological process: potassium ion import across plasma membrane; regulation of monoatomic ion transmembrane transport.
CCCCUCCAACAGAAAAAAGAGGGGGAUUUUUUCUCCUCUCUUGAAACAGGCUUGAGGGUGGUUUUGGGUCACAGACCUCCUGAAGUGGCAAGACCAAAGAACCAAGGUCCUGCCUGCAGCACUUACUGCCUUGCCCUGAUCUUGUAUCACAUCCCUCGGGUUUGAAUUUGUUGUGUCCUUCUUGCUGGUCUUCGAUGUCCUAAAAGUCCCUGGGUGGGGACCAUGCAGUGCCUUAGCCACUGUGUUUUCCCGGCAGGAUGCUGGGGGUGGGUGCCUGCCACUGUUCCCCCUGCUCCAUGCAGCCCUCCUGCCCCCCUGCCAUGGCACAGCCGGGCCAGGGGACAGUGGGAUGCUGCUGCACGGCUGCUGACCACCGCAGGAGCUCCAGGCUUCGGGCGGGGGGGGGCUGGAGCAGGUCCCCUGCUCACGUGCACUCUCAUUUGUGCCACUUGCAGAGUCCUGUGCCCGCGGGGAUGUCGGAGGGCGGCCGGGGCCGUGUCGAUAGGAGCACGCACAGCCAAGGGCGGCGGGGCCUGCGUUGUGUAACUCUCCGUGAGGCUCUUCACCAGGGGCAUGUCACCCUGUCCCAAUGCCACCAGACUUGUCAUCCUCCCCAGUGCCACCAGACUUGGCCCCUGCCCCAGCCACGGGGUCCUUUUGCUCUGUGCCCUCCCGUUGCCAUCACGGCCACCCAGCCAUGCCAGGAUGCUGUCUGAUGUCUAUUUUUACCGCCCAAGGGAUGCUGGUGGGCAGAACCAGCACCCCAGGGGUUCUGCAGGCUGUUGUGGGUGGCAGCAGCAUGACACCACUUUUACUUCCCCAAACCUUCCUGUGACAGCAUUUUGGGUUUGCCUGCUAGUGCCCUUCUCCUUGUCAGCCCAUGUGUGCACACAGCAGUGCCCGGGCUCGCCAACGCCGGGCUUUGCACUCGCCUUGUUCAUUGUAGGGUUGCACAAGGACACACGUGGGGGUUGUUAUUUUAGGGCAGGCCAAAAAAAAAUAGGGAUCCCUUCAUUGCUGUUGUGAUCCUGCAGUGUGUGCCUGAGCCACCCACCAGGGACCUGCUCUGUGCAAAGGAGCAGAGGGGGAACACGGGCAGAUGUGCACCAAACCUUGAUGGUUUAAAAAUGACCUUUAAAAUGCCUUAAAUGCCCAGAGCUCUGCCACAGGGUCUGUGUCUGCUGAGCCCCUUAACAACAGAACCCGAGGUUGGGGCACAGAAAUUAUGAAUCAUUUUAAGGGUGUCUGUCUGGCUCCUUCAUGGCCACCUCAAUUCGAACAGGGCUUUCCAAGCAAGGUGGGUGGCCUGGGAGGAACAAUGGGAGCCCUGGGUGGUGGCAAUGGGUGCCCUGGGAUGUGGCAGUGCAGUGUCCCACAGCACAUCGCCCCCAGGCUGUGGGCUACCAACAUCAGCGGAUGCUGACGUCGGGCAGAGAUUUGACUUCUUGCUGCCAGGGCCAGGCUGAGAGGGCACCCAUGGCUGGUCCCCGUGGGCAGGGAAUGAGGGAGGAUUAAUUGAGUCUCUGAUCUCUGACGGCGAGAGGGGACGAGAGCAGUGACCCCCCCAGCGUUACGCAACGUCUGUGCUAAAUCUUCGUGCAGCAGAUAAAGACGGUCCCCAAAAUACCCUGCCCUGCCUUUGCUGCCCUUCAGCUACUUGGGUUUGGGGUCAUGCCUGAAGUUUGGGGUUGUCCAGCUCUCCAGUGACAGCAAAGAAGCAUUGAAAAGGCAGAAGCAUUGGGAUAGAAACUUGUUACCCCCUGGGAAGACGAUUUCCUCCGAACAGGCUUUGCUUGAGGAAUAAGAGCUUUAAAGGGAGCCCUUACAGGAUUUUGAAGACACUGAAACUCAUGAACUGCUGCGGGCAGAGCCAUGAGCUGGAGGAAAACAAAUAGCUGCAACAACAGUGCAAGGGCCUUUUUUGUCUUGAAGAUGCUGGACAGCAUCACGAGUGUGCCAGGGGAGUUGGACAUCCCCAGCAGAAAAGGAGGGUGAUUUUUCAUCCUCUCCUGAGAAGAUGGGGUUUGUGUCACGGCCGUCGUUAAACAGCAAGAACAAAGUGGUCUCGCCUUGGAACACCGACUGCCUGACACCACUGUCUGAUCCACCAGUUUGGAAUGUGUCUCAUCCUUCUGGCUGGUCCUUCACUUCCCAAAAAUCUCUGAAAUCCCCUCCAAGCUGCUUCUAUUCCAACACCCCUGGGACCGCUAAGGCAUCGUGGGCUCCCCACCAUUGUCACACGGCCAUUCCCCUCCCUUCCCCUUGGAAAUGCCACUGAAGGUGCACAUCCCCCUCGCUGGCGGUGGCUCCCCGGGGCCGCGGCCGAGGUGCCAUCUCCUGUACAUGUAGGGAAGAAGCGAGGCUGUAAUCUGAGCUGGGCAGCAAUUAGGCAGGACACCGGCAAAGCCCCCGCCGCCCGCCCGCUCCCUCGGCCGCCGGCACCGGGCUCAGCAUCUGCGGCUCUCGCUGCCACCGAGGGAGCCUCUCACAGGAUCCACGUGGUGACGUGGCAGCCAAGACGUGGAAGUUUGGGACUUCUCUUCCACUGCAGCAGAAUUUGGGGGGUGGGCAGGGGUGGGUCAGGGGGACACUGGGAGUCGCAAGACCCUUCACCUUCACUGUGGGCUUGGCUCAGGGAUGACAACGGGCAGAGUCAACCCUUACAGCAUCGUGUCCUCCGAGGAAGACGGGCUGAGGUUGACCACCAUGCCAGGUAUCAACGGCUUUGGCAAUGGGAAAAUCCACACCAGGAGGAAAUGCAGGAACAGGUUUGUAAAGAAGAAUGGUCAGUGCAACGUGGAGUUCACCAACAUGGAUGACAAGCCACAGAGGUACAUUGCAGACAUGUUCACCACGUGCGUUGACAUCCGCUGGAGGUAUAUGCUCUUGCUCUUUUCCCUGGCAUUUCUGGUGUCCUGGUUGUUGUUUGGGCUGAUUUUCUGGCUAAUUGCACUCAUUCAUGGAGACCUAGAAAACCCGGGUGGAGACGAUACUUUCAAGCCUUGCGUUCUGCAGGUCAAUGGCUUUGUGGCUGCUUUUCUGUUCUCCAUCGAGACCCAAACGACGAUUGGGUACGGCUUCCGCUGCGUGACCGAGGAGUGUCCGCUCGCCGUCUUCAUGGUGGUGGUUCAGUCCAUCGUGGGCUGCAUAAUCGACUCUUUCAUGAUUGGUGCAAUAAUGGCAAAAAUGGCCAGGCCCAAAAAACGGGCCCAGACAUUACUUUUCAGCCAUAAUGCAGUAGUGGCAAUGAGAGAUGGAAAACUCUGCCUGAUGUGGAGAGUUGGGAACCUACGGAAAAGCCACAUAGUAGAAGCCCACGUACGAGCUCAGCUAAUUAAGCCCAGGAUCACAGAGGAAGGGGAGUACAUCCCGCUCGACCAAAUAGACAUUGACGUGGGGUUUGAUAAAGGCUUGGACCGUAUUUUCUUGGUGUCUCCCAUCACCAUUCUCCACGAGAUCAACGAAGACAGCCCCUUGUUUGGGAUCAGCCGCCAGGACUUGGAGACAGAUGACUUUGAGAUCGUCGUCAUCCUGGAGGGCAUGGUAGAGGCCACGGCCAUGACGACGCAAGCUCGGAGCUCCUACCUGGCCAGUGAGAUACUGUGGGGCCACCGCUUCGAGCCCGUCUUGUUUGAGGAGAAAAACCAGUACAAAGUAGACUAUUCCCACUUCCACAAAACCUACGAGGUCCCGUCCACGCCCCGUUGCAGCGCCAAGGACUUGGUGGAGAACAAAUUCCUGCUGCCCAGCACCAACUCCUUCUGCUACGAGAACGAGCUGGCCUUCAUGAGCCGCGACGAGGAAGAGGAAGACGAUGACAGUCGGGGUCUGGAGGACCUCAGCCCGGACAACAGGCACGAGUUCGACAGGCUUCAAGCCACAAUAGCGUUGGAUCAGCGGUCGUACAGGAGGGAGUCAGAAAUAUGACUCUUGGUCCUUCCGUUGACUUUUCCAAGGGUAUUUUUUUUCCUCCUCUAAUCUCUUCCCCUACAACCCGCUCAAAUUAUGCAGAACAAUGCAAGUGCCAUAGGAAUGCUUGAGAAAUUAGUAUCGUUCAUAGUUUUCAGUUUCAUCGCAAUAACCACUGAGCGGUCUGCAGAGGGGACGGUGGCAGGCCACGGCGCGUCCCCCGCGCCCAGCGCCCGCGGCGGGGCCCACGGCUCUGGGGGAUGGAUGGAUGGAUGGAUGGACAGGUGGAUGGAUGGACAGAAGGAAGGAUGAGGAGAGGAGGGUCCGUGGGGCGUGGGCAGGUGCUCGCCCCGCGCGGCCCCGUGGGGCUUUGCUCUCCCCGCGGGGAAAAAGCCAGUGUUGUCCUGGAGCCGAGCACUGCGAGAUCCAAAAAAGAGGAAAUAUCAGGAAACAAAUCUUACUCUCUCUCUUUCUCUCUUUCUUUUCUUUUCUUUUCCUUUUGUUUUUUAACUGAGCAGCAACAACAAAACAAUUGCUCCUUCGGCAGGCGGUCUGGUUCAGUUGCACAAGAACAACACUUGAAAUAACAUGCAACAUUAAUGUACUUGUUUUUAAUUUGGGGGAAAAACAGGGGAGGGAGGUGAGAGGGUUUUUAAUAUUUUCACCACACCGUUUGGGAGACUGUUUACCAAAAUAAUAAUAAUUAUUAUUAUUAUAAUAAUUAUAACAAUAAUAAUAAUAUUAAAUCUGAAAGAAGUCAUUCAGUAUUUUUUUAGAAAUGAACAAGGGAAUGAAGAAGCCACCGGGGUCCUUUGAGGGAGUGACUUGUUGGGUAAAUGCAAGAGCCAAAAAUUAAGAUUGCAUCCAAUUUUGGGGUGUGUUUUUACCACUGGCUUGGCUUCAUAUGCAGAAAACAGAUGUAAGUGACUGUAGGUGCGUGGCAGUGAAAGAAAGUAGUGGAAUUAUUGACAGAGGAGGUAAUAAGGAUAAGCAGGGCUGUGAGAGAAAAAAGCAUUGUAAACACGGUAAUUAGCCAAUUUCUGGAAAUGUUGGAUUUUGGGGUGGAAAUGGGGUCUGGAACAUCAGCUGCCGAAGUGUUGGGUCUCCCCCAACAUCUCUGAUGAGGAAUUCAUAAGGUUCACCAUAACUGGGAUGGAACAGUGAAAAGCACAAAAAUGAGAGUGGAGAGCACUCAAACCUGGGUAUUUCCCCACUUUUCUGACCAAUUCGGUAUUUUUCUUCCUUGAAGAAUAUUUUCAAACAUGGAAAUCAAUGGGAAAGUCAUCUUGUUGAGCUGCACUUCUAGUCCUGGAGCUGUGUCCAUGCCAGGCUGGGCUUUAUGAAUUCCCAACCCACCAGAGAGUCCUGCUUCAGAGGCAGAUGUUCUCCCCAAAACAACAGAUGCCAGUUGAGAAAAUCAUCCCAUCUUGUGCUUCAGCCCAUCCCUGCGUCCCAGCCUCAAGGUGGAUUGUGCCUUAGAGAUGCAAACUCAUCCCGUGUCCCAGCCCUUCUCCACAGCCUCCAUCCUGCAUCCCCCCCUCUUGCUCUGCAGCACCCACAUCCCAUCAUCCACCACCUUUCAGGCUGGCCUCGGUGACAACCUGCUUUAGCUUUGGCUCCAGCACAAGGCAGAGCACCCCAUGCGUGGGAAGGGUGCUUCCCUCUGCUCCUGCCCUGCUCCCCACAGAGGGAAGGAGUCAGGUUUGUGGGUCCCUCCAUCUGGCAGUGCUGCUCGUUGGUGCUCUGGGAGCCAAAUUCUGGCUCCCUGCUCCUUGUGGCCGUGGGAAGGGCUUUGUACCCAUGGGCAUCCCUCAUCUGACCCUGGGCAUGGAGCCCUUGGACACAGGGCUCAACAGGGGGUCCUCCACAGCAUUUGGGCUGUGAUGGGCUCCCGGUGCUUUUCCCCCCACAGCCCACACCAGGGAAGCCGUGUCUUGGGGUCAGGACUUGCUGUGGCGUGUCCAGGCAUGGGAGGCAGAGGCAGGAUUUGUCCUGUGUCCUCAUCCCCAUCUUCUUUUUGCCAAGGGCUCUGGGGAACAGCUGCCCCGAGUGUCCCACUGCCCUGUGCCACCAAGCACGGUGUUGGGGACCGGGACAUCAUCCCUGCAGAGCUUCUUCCCACCAGAGUCUGUCACCAUCACCCCACGCUGCCCACCAAGGCGCUGCCCUGUUUUUGGCUUCCUCUAAAAACCACUGGGAGAAAAGCUUCUCCAGGGGCAGCACUGGGAGGCAGCUUUUACAGCACUGAGUGCCCCAAAUGCAUUGUCCCCAAAAGUGGGGACACGUAGGGACAUGCCACUGAGCUCCAGCCAUGACAAUUAUGUUUCUAAGGCAGUGAAGGUGGAUGCCAUCCCAUCACCAAUUCCUUUGCUCCUGGGGGGAUGCUUUUACCCCCUGCUUUUUGCACCACAGCAUCUGGGGGGUGGGAAGGAUGGAGGGGGGGGGCAGAGAGAUUUUGUGUGAGCACUACUUAUUUAUUUUUUUAAAACAAAUGCUUUUAAGUGGUUUUAGGUUCUUUUGAAUAAAUAAUAAUUAUUAAAAAAAUAAAAGGUGCACAUCUUGCUGCUGUAGAGUUCUCAGAGGGUUAACUUCUUUAUAAAUAAAUAUAUAUAUAUAUAUAUAUCACAGUAAAUAUUUGUAUAAAAAUGAAAGAGAAAUAGAGAUGUCUUUAAGUAAAUUAUUGCUUUUAAAGAAACUUCUAUGAUUGUACAGUGUUACCUGGGAGAAUAGAAUAAUAUAUACAGAUGCAUUUUUAAACUGCUGUGUAGGAGGAUGUGAACUGGGACAGGGAGCACCUGUGGCUGGCACAGUGAGGGGAUUUUGGACCUUCCCUGGCCCCUGUUCACACACCCCCUGCCCCAAGCCCUGCUAGUGAGGGUCUAGCUCUGGUGAGAUGUCCUCUAUCUACUGUAUAGUCCUUGUCCUGACCAUGGACCACGCCGGUACAUAGUGUAUAAAUAUUAUUUUUGCCUACCUGUGAGAGCCCAGAGCUAGUGGUCUUUUUUCCUACCACCAGGGAGAAUUGGGAAGGCUGCCCAUCCAUAGCUUAAAUCCCAUCAAUCGUCAAAGAAAGGGGGAAAAAAGAAAACAAAAAAAAAAAAAGGUGGGAAAAGCCCAAGUUCAGCACUUGGGUUUCCUGAGGGGGCUGGGAAGGCACAGGGAUGCUUUGGGGGUGUGGGUUUUUGUGGAGUGGAAUCCUUGUGGGAAGGGGCUUGGAGAGGAGCAAGGUGAAAAAAACAGCCGCCAGCCAUUUCCUCCAGCCAGCUCCAUCCCUGGAGUUCACCCCGGCGUUACACUCGAUCCCUGAGGGAUGGCAGGAGACAGGAGAGAGCCGCUGAUCCCCUUGGCAGCAUCCCGCGGGGAUCGCCCUGGGCCGGGGCUCGGGCAGCUCCCCAGGCCGGGGGUCGGGGCUGCCCCUGCUGCUGCUCCAGGGUGGCCUCACCCCAAACACUCCCCAGAGAGGGCAGAAAGCAGCGGCAUCCCCACACCCUGAAUCCACCUCUGGGAAGAGCAUCCUGUGCCCUGAGGGGUCCUCCCUUGGCCGGGGGGGCCGUCGGGACGAGCCUUAGCUUCUCAUCACCGAAUUUAGUGCACUUUGUCUUUUAGGGCUGGGACAAUCACUUAGCGCUCAACCUUUCACGAUUCGGUGCCUGCUUGACCUUCAAACCUUUUGUAGGAGAUGAUUUCAGAGCCACCUUUUCUAUCUUUAAUAAGGCAGAACAAAUACGUUUAUUUUUAAACCCUCCUGCUCUUCCCUUUCCUCUCGUGCUGACAACCAAAAGAGUCCCCUGUGUGUGUGUGUGUGUGUCCCCCUCCCAUUCCUUGCACACAGAAACGAGCGUGUGGCAGCUGCGGCUGUGUCCAGCACUCCAGCCACAUCCUGCUCUCCCACCCCUCCGAUUCAGGAAUGCUGCCACGGGGGGGUUGGCACAGGGCAGGAUCCAGAUGCAUCAGGAGCAGGGACAGGAUGUGGGACAGCGCCCAACCCGAUGCCACCCAUCCCCUCGGCCGCCAGCUGUGCACAUCUGUCCUGCUGCCCACUCCCAGGGCACCUUGUCCCCUCCAUCUCCCCCCCCAAACACGCCCCAGUGCUCCCCCAGGCUUGGCCCCGCGUGGGUUUGGGGACAGAGACCUGGCACCAGUUCACGGGGCGGGCUGGCAACUGGGAGCACUGGUUUCCCAGGGGUGAAACGCUGAGUGUGCUCGCUGGGGCAAUGGUGGUAGAGAAGCUGAGGGAUGCAAUGAAGUAUCUGUACCUUUUCCACCUCCGGUGUUUCUCUGUCUCAUUGCACAUAUAUUUGAGAUAUAUGUGACAAUGUAUAUAUAUAUUUGUAAAAUGUAUUUCAGAUGACAAAACUGGCCAAUUUUAUGUUAUUUUAAAUAUAUUAUAUAUAUUAUAUAUAAGAGUCUCCAAAAGAUAUAAAUAGACUAGA